CAUUAUUCUUGAGGGCAAAGGGUUUCUAGCGCCCGUGUGGUAGAGGGGUGGGUGAGCGAGCUUCUUGCGCGCUUCCACUGUGGCAGAAGGCAUCCUCCGAUGCUCUAAUCCGGGUCCAUGUAGGACCUGUAAGAAUAACACUUUAGGGGGUUGCGCUGGUCCCACGAGAGGCUGGUCCUGGUGCCCUUCGGGCUUCCUCGGCGGCGCCCUGGGCCCGAGGACCGACUAGGUUUGAUCCCGCGGCGUCCAGAACCCCGGGCCCGCCAGCGAACGGGGGAACAGCGCUGGACCCAUGGCGCCGCCCGGGGCCCCGCGCCUCGCCGGCGAGCAGGGGGAGGCCCACCCAGAGCGAGGGAAGCCGGGCGCCUUGAGCUUCGCAGACGUGGCCGUGUACUUCUCUUCGGAGGAGUGGGGCUGUCUGCGGCCAGCCCAGAGGGCCCUGUACCGGGACGUGAUGCGGGAGACCUACGGCCACCUGGGCGCGCUCGGAUUCGCAGGCCCCAAGCCCGCCCUCAUCUCCUGGAUGGAGAGAAAGAAGGAGGCAUGGAGCCCGGAGGCCGAGGAUCCCGAGGACAGGGCGAGGCACCCAGGAUAUGGGAUAGAAAGCAAGAAAAAGAAGAAUGAACCAAGCAGCAGAAUCAGGGCCAAGGAGCUGGAGGACCCCCCUGUGAAGAACGGGCCACUGAUGAAGGCCAGGCUGGUUCCUGGUUUUAGAGACUGCAGCCAUUCAUUGCCUCAGGUCUCCUCUGACACGGGACACCAGUGCACCGAGACUCCCAAGAGGCCCUACCCCUGCCUGGAAUGCAGCCGUUCUUUCAGCUACCCCUCCCUCCUAGCCAGCCACCAGCGGGUCCACUCUGGGGAGCGGCCCUUUCCCUGUGACCAGUGUGGACGCUGCUUCCGCCAAAGAGGCAAUCUGGCUGUUCAUAUGCGCAUACAUACAGGAGAGAAGCCCUUCUCCUGCCCAGACUGUGGGAGGCUCUUUGCCUACCCCUCGAUGCUGGUCAGACAUCGGCGAAUCCACUCUGGAGACCGUCCAUAUGUCUGUGGGCCUUGUGGGGUUCAGUUCUCCCAGAGGGCUCACCUGGUUCAGCACCAGCUGCUUCAUACAGGGGACAAGCCUUAUUCAUGUCCGGAUUGUGGCCGCUGCUUCCGCCAGACGGGGGCCCUGGCCAUCCACAGACACAGACAUGGUGGGGAGAAGCCAUAUGUGUGUACUGAGUGUGGGCGCCACUUUACACACCCUUCGCUCUUGGCUAUCCACCAGCGCACCCACACGAGGAAGAAGCCCCAUAUCUGUUCUGACUGUGGUCGGGGCUUUGCCUACCCCUCCCUCCUGACCAAUCACCAGCGGGUCCACUCUGGUGAGCGCCCCUACCCUUGUGCCCAUUGCGGUGCCCGUUUUGCCCAGCAAAAUAACCUGCUUCAGCAUCAGCUCAUUCACACAGGCGAAAAGCCCUAUGAGUGCCCUGAUUGUGGCCGCUGCUUCCGGCAGAGUGGCUCUCUGGCUAUCCAUAGGCGCACGCAUACAGGGGAGAAGCCCUACUCCUGCCCUGAGUGUGGGCACCAAUUUACCUCUUCGUGUGUCCUCAACAGUCACAGGCGUGUCCAUUCUGUUGAGAGGCCCUUCCCCUGUUCCCAGUGUGGGAAAACCUUUAAACGAAAGAGUGCCCUGGAAGCCCACCAAUGGAUCCAUCGCACACGCAGGACAAGUCAGAGGGGCGCCAGACCUCUGUUACAACCUCCAGCCCGAGCUUCUGUCCCUGAGGGUCAGGAACCGUCAGUACACUUCCGGCAUUUUCCUGAUAUGUUUCAGUAGUGCGAGUGUCUGAGUUCAGCAGCGUGAACAAGCAAGUGUUUUAAGAUUCUCCCUGAUCAAGUGUUGGGAAGGAGGUGCACAGAGGGCAUAGGAGGGGUAGGAGAGGGGAGGAAAAAGGAAUCAAUCAAAAAGGAGAUAGUGGGGGCUGAGCCACAUCUAGAGUCUGUGAGUGACCUGGAGCUGAGAGGGAGGACAUCCAGAGGGAAGCACCAUCCAGGAAAAGCAUGAGUCUCCUCCAAUCCACUCCCAGCACCAACUGCUGACCUCUGAGCUUUCAGCUCCCAGUUUUCCCUAACUCUAGAACUCAGGAGUUCAAAUCUUAAUUUGGACCAGAAGCCAAAAUGGAAGAGGAGGAUCAUAGGCUUUCAGCCAGUUUAUUCCAUGUUCAACCUUGGUGCAUCUUGCGUCAUCAACAUCUUUCUAUAAAAUAAGUACAUGAAUCUGGCCCCCAAGGUGGUUGUGAGGAUUAAAUAACAUAUAUUCAGUUAAAACUGUCUAGUACAAUACUUUUUGCUGUAUAUAUCCUCCCAAGCUUUGCAGGUAGAGUUGUUUGGAUAUUGUCUAAUCAUCCCUGCUGAAAACAACUCUUUCAAUGUGAUUUUCGUAGCUUAAAAAAAUUUUUUUUAAAUGUUUAUUUUCUUUUUUGAGAGAGAUACAGGGCUCCAGUUGGGGAGGAGUAGAGAGAGAGGGAGAUACAAAAUCUGAGGCAGGCUCCCUGCUCUGAGCUGUCAGCACAGAGCCCUACCACGGGCUUGAAUUCACCAGCUGGGAGAUCAUGACCUGAGCCUAAGUCAGGUGGUUAACCGACUGAGCCAUCCAGGCGCCCCUCGUAGCUCUUUUCUAUAUUUCAGCAAGUUAUAAACUAUUAAUGCCUUUGUUUUUCCCCCAAGUGAUUCAAUGCUUAUUUUCUCUGUGCCCAACUCAGAAGUGAGAGACUGUCUCAUAAUUCCCUGGAGUAUGUUAGAACUACCACACUGGCUUAGGCACCCAUGCCUUUGCUUACAUAUUAUGUGUCCCUCUCACGGGGUUGUAAGUACCGCUGAGAGCAAUCACCCUUAGAGCCACCUCUUUCCAGUCCCCAGCAUUAUGUUCGGAGAUGUCACGUUUAAUCACAUCAGACAGGAAGAGCUGCGGGGGCUCAAGGACUACAUCGUGGGUCAAGCCCGGCGAAGACUCGAGAAUCUGGAAGGCUGUAGACAGCAAUGUAACCUCCGUGGCCGAGGAGGCUUUGUUUAGCUCCCUGCUCUGUACCAGGCUCCUGGAGCUGUGUUCCACGCAGGAGGCGUCAAUGCACGUUUGAACGUCGUCCAUAUCUAGGUGCAAAGGAGUCAGGGAGCCCCAGCCGCAGACAGCGCUCUGGCCCGAGGCCCAGCCGGCCAGGGUGUGGGGGGCGGGGAGGAGGAGCGGUGCUGUGGGCCCGUUGUCCCUUCGCACGCGCGGCCUAGGACGGCGCCGGGCAGGUGUUCAACCAGCGCGAUCCCCGGAGUCGUUGUGGCUCCAGGGAGAAGGCCGGCUCGCACGCUGCAGCCGGCUUCCCUCCAACGGAGUGAUUCUCUGAGACCCAAUCAGAACGCCGGCUCGUUGCUACCGGCCCCGCGCCACCCAAUGACUGUGCACGGGAGGGAGAAGGGCGUGAAGUCCAGCGGCGCCAUUAUCAUUGAGGGCGAAGGCUUCAAGGCUCUGGUGCGACGCACUGGGCUGUCUUCAGGGAAGUGAUGCGGCUGACCCAGGACUGCCUACCUGGGCGCGAUCGGAAAGUCCCAGCCCUCCCCUUGUCCCCCUUUUAGCGAAAAGAGGUACUAGUAGGCUUCGGUCCGGACGCGUCUGAGUGUCUGUUGUUGGGGAGGGUCUUCAAAGGUAGGAUUCAGGAGGCUGUAACUGCCCCUGCAGAGGAAGCCCACUCUUUAGGCUUCAUCCUCUCACCCAGUCCUCUGUCAGCCUCUUCUCCCCUGGGAUUCGCAGGCCCCAAACCCGCCCUCAUUUCCUGGAGAUGAAAGUAGGAGGCGUGGAGCGUGGAGUCCAAGAAGGAGGGGGCAAGGCACUCAGGAUCUGGGAUAGGCGAGGAAAGUGGGGGCUGAGCUGGAAGUCAACCUCUCUUGGGAGGGAGCCAGGGUAGGCCCUUUCUUUCGGCAGCCACAGCUACACCGCACCCUUCUCUUUAAAUACCCCAAUUCAUAAGAAUCCGAUGGACUUUCUCUUCUAAAGUUCUCUUUCCCAGACCGGGAGGCUUCCUUGUGUUCAAGGGUAGCCGGUCCCGUUGGUUCCAGUUGGGGGUUGGGGCGAGACAACAGUUGGGGAUUUAGGUUCUUUCGCCUUCUUUCUGCUGAGUGUUUAAGAGUAUUGCUUCCAACAGAGCUUUCUUCAGUCAUGGGAAUGUUCUGUAUCUGUGGUGACCAACACAAAAGCCACCGGCCACAUGUGUCUAUUUAGCACUUGAAAUGUGGCUAGUGUACCUGAGGAAGUGAAAAUUUCAUUUUAAUUAACUUAAGCCUAGAGAAUAUGCAUGAUGUAUUUCUGACUGGCCUUGGAAAGAGACCAGACAUUCACUUCGGUUUCUUGGCCUGGCCUUGUUUCUCAGGGCAUAUCCUGCCUUUUGAAGCUGCCUAGAGCCCUCUAUAGAAUUGAAAGCCUUGCCACCUUUCAUUGAGGAUGCAAACAGGUGUUUUUGUGUGCUCAGACGGCACUGAGGUCUGUUUUUUGAGGAACGUUUCCACUGACGUGUCUGUAUUUAAGGUCUUUCACUAGGGAGAGGUGCCGGCUUACCUCUGAAAAGAAUUCAGCCCUUCCUUAUGGGAACCCUCUAUGGUUCUGGAAGCCUGGAGUGAGAAGGCAUGGUACUUUUUCUGAAAACUAGAAACUUCUGCCUGAGGCAGGUGGGGGAUCGCUGUGGAGGGGUGGGGGGUGGGGCGGGGAUUCACACUUAGAUCCUCCUGCCCUGAACGAACAGGCACUCCGUCUCCAGUGCUGCCCCACCAGUGGCGAUUCAGAGCACCCCACAAUCUUUAGUUCCAAUUCUCUUGUCUCUGCAGAGAGCAAGAGUAAAGAAAAGAAGGGGGAAAUGGAGGUGAAGAAGCUUAAGGAGCCUGUGUGAGAGAGGCUGCCUGGUUAGGCAGCAUGGCAGGAGUCCUUUGAAGAACCAGGGGCCCUGAACCAGGGGGUAUGGCCAGAUAUCACCUCAGGGCUCCUGAACUAUGGGACAACAGUGCUGUUUGGCUCCGAAGAAACCCUACCCGAGUCUUGGCUGUCCUCUUGGCUGGACCUCUUGGUGUCCAGACACCAGCAGGCCGACUGUGCUGGCAGCCUUCCCUGUGACAGUGUGGAUGCUGCUCUCUCAGUGCAAGAACCUGCCCCACCAUCUGCCCGUCCACAGGUGAGACAGUCGUCUCCCCACCCCCCCCCCCACCCCCACCGCCGUGUGGCUGCUGCCUUUGAAAAAGUAGGGCCCUGGCCACCUACAGAAGGAAGAAGCUUUAUGCAAGUCUGGACUGUGGGCAGCUCUUUGCCACCCCUCACUGUUAGACACGGACAGACCACUCCGGUGACUGUCCCCGUGUGUGUGGCUCCUGUGGUGUCCCCGUUUCCCGGAGGGCUCACCUGAUCUAGCACCAGCUGCUCCACAUAGGGCACACCCGUGUCCUGACUGCACCCGCUGCCUCCACCCGGGGAAGCGCCCUGGGUGCCCAUAAGUGCAGACAUGUGGGCAGACUGGGGGUGCGACUUUGCAUACCCGCCUCCCGGCCAACCACCUGCUUAUGCACUUGAGUAAACACUGCUAUACCAUGGUCUAUAGUGUGGUACUCACUUUUGCUCACCAAAAAAAUUUGCUCCAGCACCAGCUUAUCCACACGGGAAAGAAGCCCUCUGGUGCUGUGGCUGUAAGGCGGUGUUUCUGCCACAGGCUCCUUUGGCCGUUCACAGAUGCCCACGCACACCCGGGGAAACCUUCCCCCUGCCCAGAAUGUGGCAUCUGCUUCCUGCACUCCUCCCUCCUGCUCAGCCACAGGCACAUCCACUCUCAUGAGAGGCCCUUUCCCUGCACUGAAUGUGGGAAAAGCUCCAAGAGGAAGCACGCCCAGAAAGCCCACCAUGGAAUCCAUCAGGGAUACACGGAAGGGCCAAGGUGUGGGAGCCCUGAGCCAGCCUCCUCCCUUGGGGAUCAAGACCCUCAGUUCAUGUCCACUAUUGGAUACAUUCCAGGAGUGUGGGUGACUGGGGUCAAGUGCUGCGAAGGGGUUUAUGAUGGAAGACAUUGUUUCCUGUCAAGCGUUCACCACUCAGAGCGGGUGGAGGCAAGAGAGAAAGGAAAAAAGGGGGAGGUGUACAAAGUGACAAAGUCCAUAGGUGCCUUGGAGUCCUCCUUCAGAGAGCAGGAUAUAGAGGUCAUCGGAAAUGUACCAGCGAGUUACGUCACCCAGAAAUGGACAGGUUGGAACUGGACUGCAAGAAUCUGUUAAGGAACGGGAAGAUUCCAUCAUUACCCGUGACUUUGUCCCAGGACUAACACUGCUUGCUGGAGUCUGGGAUUAUGGUGCAAUGACAUUUUAGGCAAAUCGAAGGUUGCACUGCCUGAUGCUUUCCUCUCACUGAGCAUGAAACAAGGAGAAAUGACGCUCAGAGCCUUUCACCCAGUUUAGAGCUGCCAGUGCAAGGCAGAGGACAUUCUCCAGCUUCAAAUCUCAUCCCCACCUUUACUAACAGGCAGUCUGCUCAACUGUCUGCUAACCAUCCUCAUAAAGGACUCUGGAAGGUGAA
Messenger RNA from Felis catus (domestic cat), 6571 nucleotides. Its product is annotated as zinc finger protein OZF-like. The coding region runs from base 293 to 1819 and encodes 508 amino acids. The record is from RefSeq and is a predicted model, not a curated record. Gene Ontology annotation, molecular function: recombination hotspot binding; histone H3K4 methyltransferase activity; histone H3K36 methyltransferase activity. Lineage: Eukaryota; Metazoa; Chordata; Mammalia; Carnivora; Felidae. Gene Ontology annotation, biological process: positive regulation of reciprocal meiotic recombination; regulation of DNA-templated transcription. Gene Ontology annotation, cellular component: nucleus. The transcript has 3 exons.